Messenger RNA from Umbelopsis ramanniana AG, 748 nucleotides. RefSeq lists its product as uncharacterized. The coding region runs from base 64 to 540 and encodes 158 amino acids. The record is from RefSeq and is a predicted model, not a curated record. Lineage: Eukaryota; Fungi; Mucoromycota; Umbelopsidomycetes; Umbelopsidales; Umbelopsidaceae. The transcript is spliced from 5 exons.
CGGAAACGGCUUGCCCGAAGGCAGGUCAACUCCGUUUUCACAAUCCAUAGCAAGAUCAUAUAAAUGGCAGAGCAAAGUCAUCCACUCAACUUUCUGUUUGGAACUUGGAAGGGAACGGGAAAAGGUGUCUACCCCACUAUCAGCCCUUUUGAAUACGAGGAAGAGAUAUCGUUCACUCCAUCGCCGAAAGGGUUCCUGAUUUAUUCGCAAAGAAGUUGGACGCUUGAUGAGGUGAAGAAGCCUUUGCAUGUUGAAACAGGCUAUGUACGUGUGCCCAACCCUAAAAAGGUCGAAAUGGUUAUUUCACAACCUACCGGCGUUGUCAGCGUCGAAGAAGGUACCAUUGAUGGCACAGUCAUUCAAGUUGAAACUAUCUCUUUGGCCCGCACGUCAUCUGCAAAGGCGCCGUAUGUGACCCAAUUUGUCCGGCGAUUUCAGGUCAAUGUAGAAGAAAGCACGUUGCAUUCAACCAUGGGAAUGGCUACAGAAGCGACAGACUUAACCCAGCAUCUAGAGUCAACCCUCAAACGCAUUGAUUGAGUGAUUAUUUUACAAGCUAGCGCUACUGGAUAGGGAAGUGAUAUCUCUUAUUCCUUGUUGACAUGACAUUCUAUGUCGGCUCGAUACCAUUGAAUAAAUUAUAUAUAGUAUUUUAACUGACUCUAACGUCAAGCUUGUCAUAGAAUAGCUUUCUUUGUAAUGGCGGAUUUAAUUUACGAAAGCCUAGCUUCAUUGAUACAACAACACA